AUGAAUAAGAGCGAUUGGAUUGUUCUAGCUCAAACCAUCAACACAAUCGCCUACAUUAUCACUAUCAUAGUCGGAGUUGGAGGAAACUUAUGGGUUUCUUGGAAGGUAGUUUUUUAAUGCUUCCCAACAUUUCAUGUACACAAAUACUUGUUUGUUUACAGGUCGGGAUAGUGUUCCUGUUCGAUAAAACGUCACUAGUUCCAAGAAAUAUCAUCAUUCUGAUCCUUCUAAUCUGCAUAGCUGAUCUACUGGUUCUCAUCCAUCUAAUCCUGUACGUCCACUUUCAAAUUCAUCAGCAGUGGAUAUUUGGUUCUGCUAUCUGCAAGGUUUGAUCUUUUACUGAAUUUAAUUUCGAACAAGAAAAUAAUUCAGUCUUUCUACUGUAUUGAAGUCGUCAACAAGCUACUGAUUCCACUGGCUCUGGUUCAGAUCAGUCGUGAAUCAUACGAAUCUGUGAGAAUGACUUCACACAAGUGCGUCAAAAAAGCUACAAAUCGCUGGAUAGCGCUCUUCUACUUCUACUCUGUUUUCGCCUUCCUGGCUGUUUCUGCGCUCACAGUAUGGUUUUCUGUGGUUUAUCAUUUAAAGUUCAUGUUCAGGUAUCCGUUCUGAUCUUCGCCGACACUCGUACUUACAAUAUACCAAGAAAAGGAAUAUUGAGAGAGGUCAUAGUCUGUAGCUUCCAUCCUCCCCAUCCCUACGGUUAAAAUAUUAACGGCCGAUCCCUAAAUUUAGUGAUUUUCAGCAAUUGUUUUCAAUAUCCUUGCGUUUGUUUUCGGAUACGUUUUCACGAGUGCUGCCUACGUGUAUUUCUACCUACGAGUUCCAAUGAUCCUAAAACGAAGAUAUUCAUCUAUUAAAACUACUACAGCGAGUAAGUUUCGAAUAAUUGUUAAUUUUUACGACUCAGUUGAUUCAGACAGUAACCGGAUCAAUUACGUGUCGAUUCUCAGAAUUAGAAGAACGGUGACUGCUUUCGUGAUAGUCUAUUUGACCUGUUGGACUCCCUACUGGAUCUUGUUCUGGCUUCUCUCUUUGUUUCCUAUAGUUUCGAGCUGGAUGGUGGUGAUUUCCACGUUCACUCAUCUACUUCCUUACAUAUCUUGUACCGCCUAUCCAGUGAUUCUGACUGCGAUCAACAAAGGAAUCCGCAGUGCGCAUUCAACUAUUAUAACGAGCCAAAAGAAAAAACUGAACACGAUCCGAGAAGGAGCUUACCAGGUAAAAACGUUCCAAUUCUUCUCGGGAGAAAAAUAGCUCGAUUCAGAUGAUAACGACGCAGCUGGGAUUCGUGCAAACGUGGUUACACGAUGAAGCACAACCCAAUCUCAUACGUCCCAGAUGGAGCUCAUCGGCAAGUGCUGGAGUUUCGAAAACGGAAGAGGAAGAAAUCACACAAAUAUUACUGUAG
Messenger RNA from Caenorhabditis sp. 36 PRJEB53466, 1411 nucleotides. Lineage: Eukaryota; Metazoa; Nematoda; Chromadorea; Rhabditida; Rhabditidae. The record is from the annotation of a GenBank genome assembly.